Molecule: messenger RNA, 662 nt
Organism: Tigriopus californicus
Lineage: Eukaryota; Metazoa; Arthropoda; Copepoda; Harpacticoida; Harpacticidae
Exons: 2
Coding region: 106-564 (152 amino acids)
Source: RefSeq, a predicted model, not a curated record
GAAUACUUCCACUUCAAUCAAAACAUGGUCACCUUAUGAAUUCCCCGCCAAAACUCUGCGGUAUCCAGUUAAACAUUCGAAAAGUGCGAUCGUCGAAGGAACAAAAUGCCGUCCAAGAAAAGCAAGUCAGGCAAAUCUUCGGCUUGGUCUGGUAAGGUCAAAAUCACUGGAAAAGCCAAUCCGAAGAAAGAAGUCGACCUGUCUUUGUCGUCUUCACCGUGGAAGACAUUUGAUUUCACGUCUAGCGCCAGCGAAGCAGAAGAACAUGAAGAAAUGGGUCCCUAUCGCCCCUCUAUAUGCAAAAGCAAAAAGCGCCCUUCGGGUAAGUCCGUGCCAGGUGCUAUCAAACGAGCGGCCGGACGUCCCCGUGUGGAUCCGUUAUUGAAAAUGGAACGGGCCAAGGCCAAGGAACGUGAGAAUUACGAGGCCAUCACGGCUUGCCUGAAGAUGCUCUCUCAAAGUGUUCCUGGAGCUUACCUGUGUUCGGGAAAAUCCACUGUCAUGGACAUGGCUGCGAAAUAUGUAGCGUUUUUACUUCAAAAACUUAAACAGAAUGCUCCUUAACUUUUUUAACGCUCAUAUUAACAUUAUUUGAGACAAAAGAAAGUCAGUUGCGAAGAGACGACAGGAAAUUGGUUAAAUAGAGAACCCCUUGAUGAAUA